This is a messenger RNA of Apaloderma vittatum (bar-tailed trogon), 1204 nucleotides long. RefSeq names its product SH3-containing GRB2-like protein 3-interacting protein 1. The transcript has 6 exons. NCBI's taxonomy places the organism in Eukaryota, Metazoa, Chordata, Aves, Trogoniformes, Trogonidae. Gene Ontology annotation, biological process: clathrin-dependent endocytosis; clathrin coat assembly. The record is from RefSeq and is a predicted model, not a curated record. Gene Ontology annotation, cellular component: clathrin-coated vesicle; clathrin-coated pit; cytoplasm. Bases 26 to 736 code for a protein of 236 amino acids.
GUGUAUUGUGAAGAUCACAGGGGAGAUGGUGCUGUCGUUUCCAGCGGGCAUCACCCGACACUUUGCCAACAACCCCGCUCCAGCGGUGCUCACCUUCCGCGUGCUGAACUACAACAGGCUGGAGCACGUCCUGCCAAACCCCCAGCUCCUCUGCUGUGAUAACACGCAGAGCGAUGCCAACACGAAGGAGUUCUGGGUCAACAUGCCAAAUCUUAUGACUCACCUAAAGAAGGUAUCAGAACAGAAACCUCAAGCCACCUAUUACAAUGUGGAUAUGCUCAAAUACCAGGUAUCUGCCCAGGGUAUUCAGUCUACUCCAUUAAACCUUGCAGUGAACUGGCGGUGUGACCCUGCAAGCACUGACCUCCGCAUCGACUACAAAUACAAUACAGAGGCAAUGACCACACCGGUAGCUCUAAACAACGUCCAGUUCCUCGUCCCCGUCGAUGGAGGAGUAACCAAACUUCAGGCUGUGCUUCCUCCGGCUGUCUGGAAUGCAAUGAUAUUGUGGAAGAUCCCUGAUAUCUCUCAGAAGUCAGAAAAUGGAGGUGUGGGCUCGCUGCUGGCCCGAUUCCAGCUCUCGGAGGGGCCCAGCACCCCGGCCCCCCUGGCCGUGCAGUUCACCAGCGAGGGGAGCACGCUCUCCAGCUGCGACAUCGAGCUCGUUGGCGCCGGCUACCGCUUCUCCCUCAUCAAGAAAAGGUUUGCGGCAGGUAAAUACUUAGCCGAUAACUGAUGGAAGCUUAUGCAAGUCUGUGGAAAAUAAUACGGAAAAUACCCAAGGACUGCUGUGCGUGGAACGGGUUUUAAUUACAGUUUAAGGAAAAUGAACUAAAUCCUGCACUCGGGACAUUUCUGUUGGAAGUGUCGACAACUUUCAGCAUUUUUUUUCCUUGGAAAACACCGUCUUGACCAGUCCUACAGUAUUUACUUCUAGAUGUAACAUUGUUAAUGGUUUUAAAAUGUAAUUAUUGUAUUUGUAAAUUGUACUCAUUCCAGUAAGGCUGUAUUUUGGCAGUUAGACACUUGAGUUUUAGCAUUUUACCAUUCAUGAAAUGGAUGUAAUUUAAACUGUGGUAUAUAAAUUUAAUAGUAGUACUGUUGAAUGGCACAAUGCUUACAGAGAUAGAUUACAUUUUGUCAAUAUAUACAAUUUAAAUACAAUACUGAUAGCUGUUAUGAAGGGGGUGCCUCAUAAAAAGAG